GUGCUUGAUGUCAACAUCACUGUCUCGUGCCAAGAUUUCGUUGGCUUUCAGUGAUCGUACUAUACUAAGCCUGAGGUACCAUCGUACGACGUUGGUUUUGAACCCCCGAGUCUGAACGUUCGAACCUCUGUCCAAUUGGCAUGCCGUUAUUUCAUGUCCUAGACCGAGAACCUCGGUCCACAGAUGAACGAUGAUACCAGCUUGGGAACGAUAACCCUUUGAAGGUAAGGAGAAGAAAGUAUUUCUCCGUCACUGGGCCCCCCACUGAUUAGCCACGUCAGUUUCGCUGAAUCUUCGCUAUUCAUACGUCGUCCUGACGCCUCGCUGGCAAGUCAAGAUGCUACUUUUAGCUCUCAAGGAUGGUAUAAAGUCGUGUGUUCGAUGAAUGUAGAACACAUUGAAACAUGAUUCAAGCAAAGAACGUGCUCUUCCUCUUCGUCGCCACUGCAGCCUUACUCGCAGACGCGAGGACCGUCUUCUCGGCCGUAUCUGUUAACGGCGUCGAUCAAGGGCACGCUGUCGGCGUUAGGGUCCCUUCAUCCAACGCCCCUAUCACCGACAUCAACAGCGACGACUUGAUAUGCAAUACGAACUUCAUACAGCCAGUUUCUGAUGACGUUAUCAAAGUCGCGGCUGGUGACCAGGUCACUGCACAAUUCCAUCACACCAGCGCAGGCUAUGUAGGACCCGACCCCUCCGACCCUCUGGAUCCUACGAACAAAGGACCAGUCUUGGCUUAUCUCGCAAGCAUUCCUGACGCUACGCAAUCAGACGUUACAGGUCUCCAAUGGUUCAAAAUAUGGCAAGAUGGAUACGAUUCUACGACCCACCAAUGGGGCUCUGACCAUCUAUUCCUUAAUGGAGGAAACGCGACGUUUACAAUUCCGAGCUGUUUAGCGUCCGGAAACUAUUUGUUAAGGGCGGAAUCCAUCAAUCUCUUAGACGCCACGUUUUACCCCGGUGCCCAAUUUUUCAUGAGCUGCGCACAACUUUCCAUCUCUGGCAGUACUUCCUUUGCUAGUCCGGCCACAGUCAGCUUCCCUGGCGCAUACACUAGUAAAUUCUUCAACCCGUAUGUGAAGUACCAGCACUCAACCUGUAUUCUAGUCGCAGAUCCGGGCAUUAUCACGUCUGUUUUCGGUCUCACGAGCUAUACUCCCCCAGGUAUGAAAUCUGCAACUCUAAAUCUUAUGUAUUAUUCCUAAGGACGUCUAUCCUAAAGGUCCGGAUGUCUUCACUUGUUGAUCAAUGAGGUUACUGUUGCUCGAGUUUUGCAAAAUGCAUUACAACCGAUGUCAUUCUGUACAAAAAUAUAGUUAAUUUCAG
Molecule: messenger RNA, 1326 nt
Organism: Desarmillaria tabescens
Lineage: Eukaryota; Fungi; Basidiomycota; Agaricomycetes; Agaricales; Physalacriaceae
Product: glycosyl hydrolase family 61-domain-containing protein
Exons: 10
Coding region: 405-1205 (266 amino acids)
Source: RefSeq, a predicted model, not a curated record